Messenger RNA from Neurospora tetrasperma FGSC 2508, 2562 nucleotides. RefSeq lists its product as uncharacterized. Gene Ontology annotation, biological process: transmembrane transport; carbohydrate transport. The coding region runs from base 1 to 2346 and encodes 781 amino acids. Gene Ontology annotation, cellular component: membrane. The record is from RefSeq and is a predicted model, not a curated record. NCBI's taxonomy places the organism in Eukaryota, Fungi, Ascomycota, Sordariomycetes, Sordariales, Sordariaceae. The transcript is spliced from 6 exons. Gene Ontology annotation, molecular function: carbohydrate:proton symporter activity.
AUGGUGGAUCACGUACGGGACAGCGCUCCUGGAGGACUGGAGCAGGGGGCUCCUCUGAGCAGAAACACUUCCACUUCCACCUCAAGGUGCGGUCGGGGGCUGCUGCAGAACAGCUCCAUCUCGUCCAAGAUUCCUCCUCCGCAGCCAACUCCGAUUGCGAACCAUCUCCCUUCCAAUAUCCCCCUCCGCACGCUCUCCGCACACGCGGCUGCCCGAGACGAUCCGUCGACUCAUUCGCACGGCAACCGAAAACAAGGCAGUUCCUCCUCUCUUGCUCCACACCCUGCUGAGCGCUUGCGAUACUCGGAGGACGGCGACGGCGACGACUACAACGACUACGGCUCCUCCGAGUCCUCGUGGAUCGACACCGGUGACAUCGCCGAGCAGCUCGAUCACGAGGAUCCUUUGCGCCAGAGACUGUACGAUACCCUAGAGGACGACACCCUCGCUGGCCUUGUCCAUCAUCGUCAUCCGAAACGUCAUCGUCACGGCGGCAAGCACGUCCAUUAUCACGAGUCUGUUUCCCGCUCCAGUGCCCACUCCUCCAGGCCGUCUGGUCAAGCUGGAGCAGUUGAUAAGGAAGCAAUUCGCAUUCCCGACGCCGCCCCCCGAACUGUCUCGCGGGCCGAGCGCCUUAUUGCUAGCAUCAUGGCGGGAACACGAAACCCCAUUCAUGGCCUUACUGGCAAACCCCUAAUCUACUUCACUUCCAUAUUUGUGUCAUUAGGCGUCUUUCUUUUUGGAUAUGAUCAAGGUGUCAUGUCCGGCAUCAUUACUGGUCCGUAUUUCAAGGACUAUUUCAAUCAGCCAACAAGCGCGCAAAUAGGCACUAUGGUUGCGAUUCUGGAAAUAGGUGCCCUCAUCUCCUCGCUCCUGGUGGGUAGAAUUGGUGAUAUCAUUGGCCGCCGCAAGACUAUCCUCUACGGAUCGUGCAUCUUUUUCGUGGGCGGUGCCCUGCAAACUAUGGCGACCGAUAUGGCCAUGAUGAUGACUGGGCGUAUUAUUGCUGGCUUGGGUGUCGGCAUGCUCUCCACUAUCGUUCCGGUCUACCAGUCCGAGAUCUCACCUCCUCAUAACAGAGGAAAGCUUGCUUGUAUUGAGUUCUCGGGUAACAUCAUUGGUUACACAACCUCUGUCUGGGUAGACUAUUUUUGUGGGUUCCUUGAGGGUAACCUCUCGUGGCGUCUUCCGCUCCUCAUGCAAUGUAUCAUGGGCGCGUUGCUGGGACUGGGAAGUCUAAUUAUAGUGGAAUCACCCAGAUGGCUCCUGGACAAUGACCAUGACGAGGAGGGCAUCGUCGUGAUUGCCAACCUGUACGGCGGUGGUGACAUCCAUAAUCCUCGCGCCAGAGAUGAGUUCAGAGAAAUCAAGAUGGGCGUGUUACUUGCGCGCCAGGAGGGCGAAAGAACAUACAGUGAGAUGUUCAAGCGAUACAGCCGUCGCGUCUUCAUCGCUAUGUCGGCUCAAGCCCUGGCGCAGCUCAACGGCAUCAACGUCAUCUCAUACUACGCACCCCUCGUGUUCGAGUCUGCAGGCUGGGUGGGCCACGACGCCGUGUUGAUGACUGGCUUCAACGGCAUCACUUACUUCUUGUCGACGAUUCCUCCAUGGUACAUCGUCGACCGCUGGGGUCGUCGGCAUAUCCUCUUGACGGGUGCUGUGGCUAUGGUGCUUUCCCUGUCCGCUAUUUCGUACUUCUUGUACCUUGAUACUCAUUGGACACCGUCCGCAGUUGUGGUUAUGGUCAUGAUUUACAAUGCGGCAUUCGGAUACUCAUGGGGCCCCAUUCCCUGGUUGUACCCGCCGGAGAUAUUGCCCUUGAAGAUUCGAUCCAAGGGUGCUAGUCUUUCAACGGCGACGAACUGGGCUUUCAACUUCUUGGUUGGAGAGAUGACGCCCAUUUUACAAGAGCUGAUUCACUGGAGGCUGUACUUGAUUCAUGCCUUCUUCUGCGCUGUUAGUUUUGUAAUUGUAUAUUUCCUUUAUCCCGAAACUUGCGGUGUCCGGCUUGAGGACAUGGACGCCCUCUUUGGUGAUUCCACCAACGCAUUUGGCACGCCCACCGUCAGCACUCCGUCACUUCAUGCUGAGGUUGAUCCUCUCGUUGCGCCGGGCUCACCCGUGCCACGGCUGGAUAUUCGGGGUCGGCCACUCGCCAGUGCGGCUAUUCCCGGCCUGCCGAUCGAUCCUCCGGAUGAGGUCGAGAUUAUACAUAAGAGUUCCUCCAACCAAAACAGGGGCGGAAUUGCCGGCGUAUUGUCGAGGUUGGUUGGACGGAGAGGGAGAGGAAGUGCCGAGGGAUCUGAUAGUGGUAGCUAUGCGCCACUUCGGCAAGGCGAUGACUAGAUCUUGGAUACAUUUCGACUUCAAGUGAACAGGGUCAAUCCAAAGCAGUUAGACCUUGUGUUCUCUUUGGACAAGUGCGCACAUAGACGUUGGAUAUCAGAGAUCUCAAGGGAGCGGAGCGUUCCAGAGCCCGGAUAGCGAAAUAGAUUGGAAGUGCUCGAUUGUCCGAGAGCUACAUUCUCCUCUCUAAACAUUCAAUUGCGGUUAUAAUUUUCC